Messenger RNA from Hansenula ciferrii, 1227 nucleotides. It is a transcript of the gene CLP1, whose product is annotated as cleavage polyadenylation factor subunit CLP1. The transcript has 4 exons. Gene Ontology annotation, biological process: tRNA splicing, via endonucleolytic cleavage and ligation. NCBI's taxonomy places the organism in Eukaryota, Fungi, Ascomycota, Saccharomycetes, Phaffomycetales, Wickerhamomycetaceae. Bases 1 to 1227 code for a protein of 408 amino acids. Gene Ontology annotation, molecular function: polynucleotide 5'-hydroxyl-kinase activity. Gene Ontology annotation, cellular component: mRNA cleavage factor complex; nucleus. The record is from RefSeq and is a predicted model, not a curated record.
AUGUCACUACCUGGAUUCUCUGGAUCAGAGUCUACCGUCAUUGAAGGUGUUGCUGAGAUUUUUGGUACAGAAUUGACAAAUGAUUAUGAAUAUACAUUCACAGGUAUAAAAUCAGCCAUUUAUUCACUUGGAGGGGCAAAAAUCGAAUAUACAGGUGAAUUAUCAUCAGAAUAUAUCUCAGAAGAAACACAAAUGGAUGCUUAUAUCAAUUUACAUUUUGCUUUGGAAAAUUUAAGAUUUGAAGCUUCAACAACUACAAAGAAAGGACCCAGAGUAUUGAUCUUAGGUGCUAAAGACUCUGGUAAAACAACAUUAACUAAAAUACUAGCAGCUUAUGCAAAUAGAUUGGAUCAUCAACCAUUAGUUGUGAAUUUGAAUCCUGAUGAAGUGAGUACACUCACAGCUACACCUAUUUCAGAUAUAUUAGACGUUGAGCAUGGUUGGGGUCAAUCGUAUACAACAGGUCCAACACUGCUACAUCCAAAACAACCAACUGUGAGAUAUUAUGGUUUGGAGACCAUUGAAGAAAAUGAAAAAUUCUACAAGCAUAAUGUGUCAAGAUUAGGGGUCACUGCUUGUAGUAGACUAGAAGAAGAUGAGAUUGUAAAUAAAUCAGGUAUGAUUAUAAAUACACCACCAUUGAAGAUUAAAGAUGCUCCUCUCGUGGAAGAUAUCAUUUCAGAUUUUGAGGUUGAUGUUUUGGUUGUUGUUGGUAAUGAAAGAUUAUACAUUGAUUUAAGAAAAAGAUUUAAGGAAAAAGUUACUAUUGUUAAAGUUCCAAAAUCUGGUGGUUGUGUUGAAAGAGAUGAUACGUUUAUCAGACAAUGUCAACAAAAGAGCAUUAGAGAAUAUUUCUAUGGUACUCCAAAAACUGUUUUAUCCCCAUAUACCGUUCAUGUUGAUUUUAGUAUAGUUACUGUUUAUAAACCAUUUGUUGAGCAAAACAAUUACAUUUCUUCAGUUUUACCAAUUGGUGAGGAAGGUGAAGAAGAAGAAGACAAAAAGAGUGUGAAAUUGUUGGAGAAGAUUGAACCAUCUUCAUCAGCGCUACAAAACGCAGUUGUUGCAUUUUUGCAAGCAGAUAAGACAGAUGAAGAAGACAUUGUACUAAGGAGUGGUGUUACUGAUGUUGAUGACACAAAAACCAAAUUAAGAGUUUUGAUACCGGUCCCUGGUAGAUUACCAGAUAAGGCCAUGAUUUUGGGUGCAUACCGUUAUGUUGAAUGA